Messenger RNA from Parnassius mnemosyne (clouded apollo), 399 nucleotides. NCBI's taxonomy places the organism in Eukaryota, Metazoa, Arthropoda, Insecta, Lepidoptera, Papilionidae. The record is from the annotation of a GenBank genome assembly.
AUGGAUUCAAGGGUCAGAAAAUUGCUGAAUCUCGCCAUAAAUAAUGACAGUGCAGCAAUGAAUGAGAAUAAAGGUGACGAAGACCCAUUCAGUAAUCCACAACCAAGUACAUCUGGAACCCAAAAACAAACUACUUUAGAUGAAACAGUAAGUGACUUUUCUAGUGACGAUUCUGUGGCCGAUCCUAACUACUCUCCAAGCAGUCCUAGCUUACUUACACAACAUAAAGAAAUGGAAAUUGCUUUUCCAUAUGCAUCAGUGGAUAUACAUAUAACGCUAGACAAUGAGACACCUGAAAACAUUGGAGAUACUUUAUUACUACAACAAAACCACCCAGUGUCCUGUAGAAAAAAGAAGCAAAAAAAAAAUUUAAAAGAAAUCUUGGCCAAUCUUAUGUGA